AUGAGAGCAAAUUGUUCCAGCAGUUCAGCAUGCCCUGCCAACAGUUCGGAAGAGGAGUUGCCAGUGGGGCUGGAGGCACAUGGGAACCUGGAACUUGUUUUCACAGUGGUGUCAGCCGUGAUGAUGGGCCUGCUUAUGUUCUCCUUGGGAUGCUCUGUGGAGAUCCGGAAUCUAUGGCUGCACAUCAGGAGACCCUGGGGCAUUGCUGUGGGACUGCUCUGCCAGUUUGGGCUCAUGCCUCUUCUAGCCUAUCUCCUGGUCAUCAGCUUCUCUCUGAAGCCAGUUCAAGCUAUUGCUGUUCUCAUCAUGGGGUGCUGCCCAGGGGGAACCAUCUCUAACAUUUUCACCUUCUGGGUUGAUGGAGACAUGGAUCUCAGCAUCAGUAUGACAGCCUGUUCCACAGUGGCUGCCCUCGGGAUGAUGCCGCUCUGCCUUUAUCUCUACACCUCGUCCUGGAAUCUUGAGCAGAAUCUCACCAUUCCGUAUCAGAACAUAGGAAUUACCCUUGUGUGCCUGACCAUUCCUGUGGCCUUUGGUGUCUGUGUGAAUUAUAGGUGGCCAAAACAGUCCAAAGUCAUCCUAAAGAUUGGGGCCAUUCUUGGUGGGGUCCUCAUUGUGGUGGUCGCAGUUGCUGGUGUGGUACUGGCGAAAGGAACUUCGAAUUCAGACAUCACUCUUCUGACCAUCAGUUUCAUCUUUCCUUUGAUUGGCCAUGUCACGGGCUUUCUGCUGGCGCUUCUUACCCACCAAUCUUGGCAGAGGUGCAGGACUAUUUCUUUAGAAACUGGAGCUCAGAAUAUUCAGAUGUGCGUCACCAUGCUCCAGCUAUCUUUCACUGCCAAGGAUUUGGUCCAGAUGCUUAGCUUCCCAUUGGCCUAUGGACUCUUCCAACUGUUGGAUGGAUUUCUCAUUGUUGCAGCAUAUAAGAUGUACAAGACGAGAUUGAAGAGCAAAGACAGAAGAAAGAGUCCGGGUCGUGCACAAGUCUGCCAUAAGAAGUCCACUUCUCCCAAAGAGACCAGCGCUUUCUUGGAGGUGAAUGAAGAAGCCGCCGUGACUCCCGGGCCGUCAGGGCCGGUGGAGCUCCACACAGCUCUUGGGCCGACCGGCUGCCUCUCUUCAUGUGCAUAGUGGGGUGCUGGCCUGACUGGUCCCCGGCUUCCUCAGCGGCCGGUAAACACUGUGCAGAGCUGACGAGUGAACCUUGUUGGCAGGGCCUGUGGGAGUAUUUGAUUGUCAGAUGUUAGAAUAUUUAUAUUUUUAUGUGGAUUGUGAAUUGUC
This is a messenger RNA of Diceros bicornis minor, 1281 nucleotides long. RefSeq names its product solute carrier family 10 member 6 (gene SLC10A6). The coding region runs from base 1 to 1131 and encodes 376 amino acids. Gene Ontology annotation, molecular function: bile acid:sodium symporter activity. The transcript is spliced from 6 exons. Gene Ontology annotation, cellular component: membrane. Gene Ontology annotation, biological process: bile acid and bile salt transport. NCBI's taxonomy places the organism in Eukaryota, Metazoa, Chordata, Mammalia, Perissodactyla, Rhinocerotidae. The record is from RefSeq and is a predicted model, not a curated record.